AUGGUGCACAAUGAGGUGUGGAUUGAGAAGCCCUUUGCGGCCCGCCGCGCAAUGCUGCAGACGAUGCUGGGUCCCGACGGUACCGUGGCCGUGGACAAGUACAGGCUGCAGAUCAUCCAGACAUACCCAGGGGGCAUGUACAGGGAGCUGUUUGGGGGGCUGGACCUCGCAGUGCACGACGGGGUGUGCUUCAAGCUGGCGAGCGUGUACGCCGGCGGGGUGAUCAAGUUCAAGCCACAGAAGCUGCAGUCUAUAGACUUUCGGGUGAGGCCAGUGGAGGCGCUGCCCGAUAGGGAGAAGCACUCUGUGCUGAUAGUUGGGACCCGCGAUGGCCUGGUGCCAUUUGAAGACAAGCGGGUGCCGUUCCACGCGCGGUUUACGAAGGACUGCAUUGCCGAGUAUAGGUACGAGGCUGGGCAGUUUGAGUUUGUCAAGCUGCGCCCAGACAAGACCAAGCCCAACACAGAGUAUGUGGCCAAGGUGACGUAUGCGGAUAUGCAGCGCGGGAACUACGAGGUAUACUACCAUGGGCUGCUGGACGAGAAACUCCAAAACAAACCAAAAAUCGUCCAAGGGUCGAUCAGCCAGUCCUAG
Molecule: messenger RNA, 594 nt
Organism: Sphaeroforma arctica JP610
Lineage: Eukaryota; Ichthyosporea; Ichthyophonida
Exons: 1
Coding region: 1-594 (197 amino acids)
Source: RefSeq, a predicted model, not a curated record